This is a messenger RNA of Pelecanus crispus (Dalmatian pelican), 3354 nucleotides long. Lineage: Eukaryota; Metazoa; Chordata; Aves; Pelecaniformes; Pelecanidae. The record is from RefSeq and is a predicted model, not a curated record.
AUGACUUUGCAAUGCAAAUUUUUUUUUUUUUCAUCCACAGAUGAAAUCAUGCAUCAGGAUAUCAAUCCCCUCUAUGCUGCAGAUAUUCAGGACCAGUUAAAGAAACAAUUUGCUUACCUGUCAGGUGGAAGAGGGGGAGAUGGAUGCCCUGUUAUCACCUUUCCAGACUAUCCAGCUUUCAGUGAGAUCCCCGAGAAGGAGUUCCAGAACGUCCUGACCUACCUGACGAGCAUCCCAAGUUUACGAGAUGCUGGAAUUGGAUUUAUUCUUGUCAUAGAUCGCAGACAGGACAAAUGGACCUCUGUGAAAGCUUCCAUACUGCGGAUAGCAGCAUCUUUCCCGGGAAACCUGCAACUAGUCCUCGUUCUGCGCCCAACAGGAUUUUUUCAUCGAGCUCUCUCGGACAUUGCUUUCAAGUUCAACAAAGAUGAGUUUAAAAUGAAAGUACCUAUCAUAAUGCUGGGCUCAGUAUCGGAACUGCAGGGUUACAUUGAUAAAACACAAUUAACAGAAGAUCUUGGUGGCACCCUGGAUUACUGCCAUAACAGAUGGCUGUCCCGUCGCACUGCUAUAGAAGGUUUCGCCCAAAAGGUUAAGCAAACAGCUCAGAUUCUUCAGUCCUUUGGGACUGAGCUGGCUGAAACAGAACUACCAAAUGAUGUGCAAUCAACCAGCUCCCUUCUUGCAACACACACAGAAAAGAAGGACAAAAUGAAGGAGGAUAUCAGGUUAGCAGUAGAACAGGGAGAUGAUAUCCUUGGAAGUAUUACAAAACCAGUUACUGAGAAUCCUGAAUACAAACUGAAUCAAGAUCAGCUAGACAAUCAAACAACAGUAGAAAGGCUUCUGGCUCAGUUACAUCAAACGGAGACUGCCUUUGAUGAGUUUUGGAUUAAGCAUCAGCAAAAACUUGAGCAGUGUCUGCACCUCCGGAAUUUUGAACAGAAUUUUAGAGAGGUCAAAGCAGCUUUGGAUAUUGUGUCUGAGAGACUGUCUGCUUUCACAGAUGUGGGAAACAGCUGUUCGCAUGUGGAGCACAUUUUGAAAGAUCUUGCCAACUUUGAAGAAAAAUCACGUGAAACUAUAGCAAAAGCCAGAAUGCUAGCCUCAGAGGGUGAUGCUUUUAUUCAAAGCAAUCAUUAUGCUGUGGACUCCAUUAUUCCAAAAUGUAGUGAACUUCAUCAUCUCUGUGAUGCCUUCACUACUGAGACAGAACGGAGGAGGAAUCUUCUUAACAAAUCCCUAGAACUUCAUGGCUUACUAGAAAAGUCUAUGAAGUGGUGCGAUGAAGGAAUUUAUCUGCUGGCUUCACAGCCGGUAGAUAAGUGUCAGUCUCAGGAUGGUGCAGAAUCAGCAUUACAGGAGAUUGAGAAAUUCCUGGACACUGGUGCAGGCAAUAAAAUCAAGGAAUUGAAUAAAAUUUACAGAGAGUAUGCACACAUCCUAAAUGAGGAUUUAAAGGAGCAUGUGCAAAAGGUUUUCCAGAAGCAAGAAAGUAUGGAAGAAAUGUUUCAAAAGAGACAAGUAAGUCUUAAGAAACUGGCAGCUAAGCAGACACGUCCCGUUCAGCCCGUUGCACCAAGACCUGAAGCCUUUGUAAAAUCUCCUUGUACCUCUCCAGGUCUUCAAAGAGAAUAUGUAUCCAACUCAGAAAGCAGUGCUCUUCGGAAGGUAAACUACAGAAGAGGAAAGAGUGAAAUGACUGAGCUCCAUCAAAGCAGAGGAGGAUCUACAAUGGAUGAUGAAGAAAACCUAGCUGUGUUACGACAGCAUGUAAUUAAUGAACUUAUUGAGACUGAACGAGCAUAUGUGGAAGAACUUCUCUGUGUUCUUGAGGGUUAUGCUGCAGAGAUGGACAAUCCUUUAAUGGCUCAUCUCAUUUCACCAGAACUCCAGAAUAAGAAGGAUAUCUUGUUUGGGAAUAUGGAAGAAAUUUAUCACUUUCACAACAGAAUAUUCUUGAGAGAACUAGAAAACUAUGUAGAAUACCCAGAACUAGUAGGACGGUGCUUUCUGGAUCAGAUGGAAGAUUUCCAGAUUUAUGAAAAAUACUGUCAAAAUAAACCUCGAUCUGAAAGUUUGUGGAGGCAGUUUUCAGAUUCUGUAUUCUUCCAGGAAUGUCAAAGGAAACUCGAUCACAAGCUCAGUUUGGACUCAUACUUGCUGAAACCCGUUCAAAGAAUAACCAAAUACCAAUUAUUGCUAAAGGAAAUGCUGAAGUACAGUAAGAACUGUGAAGGUGCUGAAGAUCUUCAGGAGGCAUUAACUUCUAUACUGGGUAUUCUCAAAGCAGUUAAUGAUUCUAUGCACCAGAUAGCCAUUACAGGCUAUGACGGAAACCUAAAUGAUCUGGGCAAGCUUUUAAUGCAGGGAUCCUUCAAUGUCUGGACUGAUCAUAAAAAGGGUCACUCGAAGGUGAAAGAUUUAGCACGCUUCAAGCCAAUGCAGCGACACCUCUUCCUCCAUGAGAAAGCAGUGCUGUUCUGUAAAAAGCGAGAAGAAAACGGAGAGGGAUAUGAGAAAGCACCUUCUUACAGCUACAAACACUCCUUAAACAUGGCAGCAGUUGGAAUAACAGAAAAUGUCAAAGGGGAUGCAAAAAAGUUUGAAAUCUGGUAUAAUGCAAGGGAAGAAGUUUACAUCAUACAGGCACCAACCCCUGAAGUUAAAGCUACUUGGGUAAAUGAAAUAAGAAAAGUGCUGACGAGUCAACUGCAGGCAUGCAGAGAAGCUAGUCAGCACAGGACACUAGAACAAACACAGAGUUUACCUCUACCAGCAUCAUCUUGUACAAGUCCUUCACGGAACCACAUCAGAAACACCAAAAAAAUGGAGGAGAGAAAAGCUGAUCUCACAAGCUUAGAAGGUUAUGGCACCACAAUAGCACCAAAGUACCCCGAGAAAGGCAAAGGUUGGGCUAAAACAUCUCACUCUCUUGAUGCAUCUGAAGAAAAUGAUGGCUGGUCUAGUGCUGAAGAUCCGCUGAAUUCAUCAGAUGCAGAGGAAGAAGGAGGAGGAGGAGGGGGAGGCGAGAUGAAGCUGACUCCUGGUAAAUAUACAGUUGUGACUGAUUAUGAGAAGGGAGUUUCUGAAGAAUUUACAGUGAAAAGUGGAGAUCUAGUUCAACUGAUUCGUGAAGGGGAGGAUGGACUUUGGUAUGUAAAGAACCUGAGCACUGGUAGAGAAGGUUGGAUCCCAGCAAACAAUCUGCUGAUGCUCAUAGGCAAUUCAAAAUCAGCUCAAUCUUUAAGCAGCUCUGAAUCAGGCACUGCCUCCAGCACUUUGAGCACAUCAUCAAGUUGCAGUGAUAGCUGCAAUGCCAGCAGCACCAGCUUCUCGGACAUUAAGGGCUAA